AUGUUAAUCUAUUUUAUUAAACUCAGCAAUAUAUCAGUUAGGAUACGCUACUGUAGCCUUUCUAAUAUGAUUUUAGUAAGUUUUAACAAAUAAAUUUGUAAAAGAAAAUAAGUUAGCAAAUCGUCACAUGACCAGUACUUUCCGAAGACAUUCUUUAGUAGAAGAAGAAGAAACCGAAGAAGAAGAAAAAGUUGUUUACUUUUUGGCUAGCGGCUGCUCAUUCAGUAGGGAGUAGGGCACGAAAAUAGCUAAAUAAUGACUUUGCUUUCAUGAUGAGAUGCAGGCAGCAGCGAUGGAUCCAGCGGAGGAGCCCCCAUCCAUGCUGUGGGGUCUGGACCCGACCUUCUCCGCCUUCGCUCGGCUGUACGUCCGAGACAUCCUGCAGAUGACAGAGUCCACGCAGGUGCCAGGUAGUAUUUACUUCUACAACAUGCAUCCAAUCUACAAAGUAGAUGUACUUGGAACAGUGGUUUACAAGAGAGAAAGAGAGGACUUCUUCUGUUAUGGAGUGGAUGACGGUACUGGUGUUAUAAACUGCAUGUGCUGGAAAAAUGACCUGCUGAAAGAGAGGGAGGAUCCCAGUAAAACAGGAAAGCACAGUGACGGGGCCCAGGGAGGCUUCAACCCUGUCACUGAGCUGAAGAAGCUGAAAGAAGCCCAGCAGAAGCGCUGCCGCCUGGAGAUCGGAGAGCUGCUCCGGGUCCGAGGACCAGUGAAAACAUCGAGACAGCAGAGAGAAAUCAUGGCCUCCACCUACUAUAAAGUGGACGACCCGGUGAUGGCGGAGCAGAUAGCCUGGAUGAUGGAGGCUCCUCAGCUCUACAGACAGUGUUAUGACAAACCACUGCAGCUGCAAACCAGCGUGUCAGGUGACUCAGCCAUCAGUUCCCUAAGCAAGGCAAUAAAUAUCAUCAAGGAUUUCUUGAAGCAGAAGUCGGUGACCAGGUUCAGACCCUAUGAUGUCCAGGACCUCCUGCAGCCUCUGAUCUCCAGCCAGCCUCAAACAGCAUCUGCAGACCAGGAGCCUGUUGCAGGUUCGUCUGGAUGUCAGCAGCUACGCCAGCUUCUGAAGGAAGCUCUGCAAGUUUUACAGGAUGAAGGCGUCGUGUACCGGAGGGUCAAGUCCCAGGAUGAAGUCUAUCUGGUGACUGCAGAGGACAAAGAUCUGCAGAUAGCCGUCAAAGAUGUCAUCAGGGAGGAUUCAAAAAGAGAGAAAUAUGCAGAGAAGGGUUGCCACGUCCUGCACAUCCUGUCAGCAGUCCGGCAGCGUUCCAGCCUCAACGUGAGCAAAGCAGCUCUGGAGCUCGUUCUCAAAUCGCUGGAGUGCAACAGUGAUAUCAUCAGCACCAUGGAAAACCAUUACAUUGCAUUUUAAGGCAGCCACAGUGUUUCUCUGUCCUCUUACUGCUCCACAACAUUCAGUGUGUUUAGGUAAAUCAUGUCAUCUGCACUCCUUACUUGAUCUGGAGCCUUAAACUGAUUCCACAAUUGUAUCUUAAUUUGCUCCUUUAUUUAAAUGUGCUGAGGUUAAAUAUUAUGUGCAUUAUUUUGAGAGGAGCUUUUAGGACUGCUGUACUCUCCACUGUUGUAAAUAUAUGCAAAAUUUAAAUAACAAACAGACCAAAGACACAGCUCGUGCAUGGUUGGAUUAGCCUGCCAGGGGCCCUGGGGCACAAAUACAGUCUCCUGGGUCCCCAUUAAGCCCCAUUUCUGUGAGUCUGUCUGCAGUGUGUGCAGAUUUUCUUAAAAGUAUUCAACAGAAACAAGGUGCCAAAAAGCAGAGAAAAUAGAAUGUAACCCCUCCGUCCAUCUCAGCAUAGUGCACAUCGAUUGCCUCCUUACUAAUCUGACAGAAAAACUGCAUGUAAAUAAGAUACAUAUGUAUAAAAAAAACUGUUGAUAUGAAUAAUUCUCAUUAUUUUUGCUAUCCUUAAUUAAACAAGCAGUACAGUUCA
Molecule: messenger RNA, 1955 nt
Organism: Amphiprion ocellaris (clown anemonefish)
Lineage: Eukaryota; Metazoa; Chordata; Actinopteri; Pomacentridae
Gene: stn1
Product: STN1 subunit of CST complex
Exons: 9
Coding region: 278-1375 (365 amino acids)
Biological process (GO): DNA replication; double-strand break repair via homologous recombination; telomere capping
Cellular component (GO): chromosome, telomeric region; site of double-strand break; DNA replication factor A complex
Molecular function (GO): single-stranded telomeric DNA binding
Source: RefSeq, a predicted model, not a curated record